AUGAUGAUCCACCUAUAUGUUGAUGACCUCCAUUGCAAGGUGACCCAACUUGCAGUUUUGUUGGAUCCAUUCCUGGCCCUGGUGUGCCACCUGAUGGUGAAAAGCCAGAUUGACAGGGAUUUCUCACAAACAUCUCAGUGGCCUCAGGGUGCAACGCUGCAAAGUCCUGUGCAGACAAUCUACUUUCGAUUGGAGAUUUUCGUCAUUUCAGUUAUAUUAUGCAUCGCUUCAUUUGGGUACGCUGGUUCUGCUAAUAUUUACAAUGUUUUGGAUUCUGGAGCUGUUGGCAAUGGCAUAUCUGAUGAUACUCAAGCUUUACUAAAAGCGUGGGCGACAGCGUGUGGUGAUGGUGGGCCCAAUCCCAGCGUACUAAUCCCAGCUGGGAAGACAUUUUUACUGAAACCCUUGGCCUUCAAUGGGCCUUGCAAGUCUAGUUCCAUCCGUUUUCAGGUUCUUGGGAAUCUGAUUGCUCCCAACACAAUUGAAGGAUGGGGUGGGGCCAUUAAGUGGUUGACCUUUCACGGUGUAAAUGGCCUCGAAAUCAACGGAUCUGGAAGAAUUGGUGGUCAGGGUGCCGUCUGGUGGGACCAGUCUUGCAAAAUACACCCUGAGAAGGCACUGCUAUUAGAUGCAUGCAAUGACGUUCAUGUUACUGGCAUAACGCUUUUCGACAACCCGAGGAAUCAUAUCUCCAUCAACAGUUGCAACAAUGUAUACAUCUCUUCAGUUACUAUAACGGCCCCUGCAGACAGCCCAAACACUGAUGGUAUAGACAUUGAACGCUCCCAAUAUGUGAAUAUUUGGCAAUCCACCAUAGGAACAGGAGAUGAUUGCAUUGCUAUUGGUAAUGGUGGCAAGAACGUUAAUAUCAGCUGGGUGACAUGUGGACCGGGUCAUGGUAUAAGCAUUGGAAGCUUAGGCAAAGACGACGAAUUUGCAGAGGUUGAAAAUGUCCAAGUGAUGCAUUGUACAUUCACAGGAACUUUAACUGGGGCCAGGAUCAAGACAUGGCAGGGAGGGUCUGGGUACGCUCGAGGGAUCCUAUUUGAUGAUAUGCAUAUCAACAACGUUGAGAAUCCAAUCAUCAUUGACCAAUACUAUUGUAAUGGUUAUCACAACUGCAACAAUCAAAGUUCAGCAGUUGAUAUAAGCAACGCGAAGUUCGUUGGAUUUCAAGGGACAUCAAGCCGGGAGGUGGCCAUCAAGCUAGAAUGUAGUAAGACGGUCGGCUGCACCGAUAUUGUUCUUGACAAUGUUCAACUUCAACCUGCCGUUCCAGGAAUGAAGCUAUCAUCUUAUUGCAUCAAUGCACAUGGGCCCCCUUGCACUUCUUGCGUGCCCCAAGGAAUUUUCAUAAUUUUUCUUAUUUUAAGCUCAGGUUGUUCCAUAAUGGCCCACUUAAAUGAUGACACUGGGACCCAAUUCAAUGUGAUGGACUACGGCGCGAUCGGCGAUGGCGAAACGGAUGAUUCCGAAGGAUGCAUCCCACAGGCACCAACGGUGCUCAGCUUCUUACAUUGCACCCACGUCCGUUUAAAAGAAUUGAGAUUUGUGGACGGCCCAAACACUCACAUCCUCGUUCAGAAUUCACGCAGGUUUAACAUUUCUGACAUUUACAUAAGUGCCCCUCAAGAUAGCCCUAACACAGAUGGUAUCCACGUCCAUGCCUCCCAUCAUGUUUACUUUGACCAGCUGGUUAUUGGAACUGGUGAUGAUUGCAUUUCUAUUGGAGAUCGGACGUCUGAUGUUAAGAUUAGCCGUAUUGGUUGUGGGCCCGGCCAUGGUAUAAGUAUUGGAAGCUUAGGGAAGGAUCCUACAUCUAAGGUAUCUGUGAAGAACAUUCAUGUGAGUUAUGCCAACUUCUAUGGAACUACCAAUGGAGCAAGGAUUAAAACAUGGCAGACGGAUGGCGUUAAAAUCAGUGAUGUGAGCUACAGGAAUGUAUAUGGAACUUCAACAACGGAUGUCGCCAUUAACUUCAUGUGCAGCGAGACUGUUGCAUGCACUGGUAUUAAUGUGGAGAAUGUACAGCUAAAAUCCGCCAUCGGUGAAAAGCAGACUUCGUCUUACUGUCUCAAUGCCUAUGGAAGUAGUAAUGGAAUCAUCAAACCACAUGUUCCGUGCCUCACACGUGAAUGA
Molecule: messenger RNA, 2139 nt
Organism: Magnolia sinica
Lineage: Eukaryota; Viridiplantae; Streptophyta; Magnoliopsida; Magnoliales; Magnoliaceae
Product: probable polygalacturonase At3g15720
Exons: 15
Coding region: 1-2139 (712 amino acids)
Biological process (GO): carbohydrate metabolic process
Molecular function (GO): polygalacturonase activity
Source: RefSeq, a predicted model, not a curated record